AUGAUGUUGUUUAAUAUUAUUCUUACUUUUAUUAUUCUAAUCAGCUCGAGUCUUACAACAUUGAUUGCUUUCACUUUGCUGUUUAUCUUGGUCAUUCAUCUAUCACAAAAAAAAGACGUUGCACUUCUUCUUGCAACAAAUACAUAUGCAGCUAUGAUUGCAUUUUCUCUUAUAUUUCUAUCACAGGCUCUUAUUGCUCUUAAAGCAGAUUUAUAUGGUAUCGAUAAAAAAUUAAUUGGAUGUCAAGUUCUAGGUUUUCUUACUUAUGAAACAUUUGGUUGUUUAUAUAUGACUUUUGUUUUGCAAGCAUUUCAUCGAUUAACAAGAGUUGUAUAUAACAAAUAUAAAUUUUUACAGGCAUUUUCAUUCAAUUUAAUAUGUAUUCUACUUCAAUGGGUUAUUUGUUUUCUUCUAAUUCUUCCGUCAUACUUUUGGCCUGGACCACUCUAUUCUUUUUAUGAAUCAGAUUAUUACUGUGGUAUUCGAUAUGAAAAAAUUCUUGGACUUUCUUAUACGAUUAUAAAUAUUUUCUUUGUUCCUCUUGUUCAUCUGAUGAUAAUCUAUGCUCGUUUGCUACAUUUUAUUCGUUAUCAAGCGUCUCAAUUGUCACAAGAACGACAACGAAGAAGGGCUCAUCGUGAUCUCAUUGUUAUUCGUCGUAUUUUAUUUACUGUCAUUGCUCUUACUUUACCUGGAAUACCAAAUGUAGUUUUCGCAAUCAUGACAAAUAUUGAUUUUCGUUUUUCAGGCUCAUAUUAUAUGUAUCGAAUACAAUUUUUGGGUCCAGCAGUAACGGUAUUUAUACUGAGUAUAGCAAUCAUAUUUAUUACACCACAAAUUAAACAAAUACUUAUGAAAUUAAAGUUAUGUAACAGUCAAGUAGCACCAAUGAUAUUACAAAUACGAGAAUUAAAACAUCCUUCUGUUCUUCUACCAAUGCCAAUUCAAAUUUAA
Molecule: messenger RNA, 954 nt
Organism: Rotaria sp. Silwood2
Lineage: Eukaryota; Metazoa; Rotifera; Eurotatoria; Philodinida; Philodinidae
Source: the annotation of a GenBank genome assembly